Messenger RNA from Caenorhabditis sp. 36 PRJEB53466, 2520 nucleotides. Lineage: Eukaryota; Metazoa; Nematoda; Chromadorea; Rhabditida; Rhabditidae. The record is from the annotation of a GenBank genome assembly.
AUGCAAGAAUUUUCGGGGGUGAGAUACGGUGGAAGUUUAAAGCCGCAGAACGGUUUGAGGGCGAAGGGUCUCGACGCGAAAUGUUUCUGUGCUCAAAAAGUAGCGAAACUUUCAGAAUUUUUGGCCGGAACAAGUUGAUUGAAGCUUUUUUUUAAAACAGAUUUUAAACUGUCUGCUUAAGCUUAAGAAACAAAAAUUAUUGAUGUCAGAGCAGAAAUUACAGGUAUUUCGUCUCGUCACGCACACAACAACCUAACCCUUUUUCUAUUUUUAGCCACUAGUACUAGUUUGAGGCUUUUUCGUCAAAGUCCGUGACGAGAACGAUUAAAUUUACAUGCACAAUUUGACGAAGGACUUUGAUCGUUUGAAUUUCCGCCGUUUGGCAACCGGUGUCGAUUUACGAUAAACCGGGCGCGGGGGCGUUAUUUCGGAGCGUCGUUGCAAACGCUUCUCAUUUUCGUCAAAAAUCGUCGUUUUUCGUCGGCGACACAAGUUUUCAAUGUGCUUUUUUUGCAGCAAAAUUCGAAAAUGGGUUGUGAAAUCACUGGACCACCGCUCGUCUCGCCAUGGAUGAUGCUUUCGAUGAGCGAGGCGCGGAAUGACAUCGACGAAGCGAAAAUCGUAAUUCCCGGACACUCGGUCUCCGAUGCGCCGCAGCACUUUAUGAGGUACAUUUUCGCGUUGAAAAAUGAAAAAUUCUCAAUUUCAGAGGCCACGGAACGUACAUUCGUGACGGAGAAAUCGUCAGUUCGCUUUCCGGCGUCGUUCAGCAGCUCAAUCGGCUACUGAUGGUCAAAACGAUCAAGCAGAGGUACGCCGGAGAAGUCGGAGACGUCGUCGUCGCCCGGAUCAUCGAAGUUCAGGCGAAAAGAUGGAAGGUUUGCGGGAAAUUUUUCAAAAAAAUAGUUUUCAAGCAUAAUUUAAAAUUUUCAGUGCGACGUGGCAUCCCGCCUGCACGCGAACCUUCCGCUGGGAAGCGUGCUCCUUCCGGGCGGUGAUUUCCGUCGAAAAGACGUCGAAGACGAGGAGAAAAUGAGCGAAUUUCUGAAAGUGGGCGAGCUGAUUUGCGCCGAAGUGCAACAAGUUCAACACGACGGAACACUCAUGCUGCACACGAGAAACAAUAAAUACGGAAAAUUGCAGCAGGGAAUUUUGAUCAGGGUUUGUUUUCAUAAAAAUCAGUUUAUUCAACAAAAAACGGUGUCUAUUUGUCCCUGUUGCGGCGGUUCCCAAACUGCUCGGAAGUCUUCUCCAACUGCCGUUCGCGGUACUCCACCCACGUGUCGUCCUUUCUUUUCAUUUUGUGCACGUCGACCCGCUCGAUUCCGCACCGCAAAAUGUAGAAAAAACCGAAGAGGACGGUCAGAAACACCCAUUUGUACAUGUUACGCGUCUCCCUACGCUGCCAGUACUGGAAAGUGUGUUUUUAGUUUUAUUUUACAAAAAUGUUCGAGUUUACCGGAUCCGGCUCACUGUUUCUGUCGUCCUGCUCCUCCAAUCGAUACAAAAUCGAGUCGAGAAGCUUUGUGCGGAUAUCGUCGGCAGUCACGAAACUUCUGAGCGCAUUUAUGACGCGUCGGGAAGAAGCCGGAGACGAGGUGGCGGAGAACAUUUUCGAAAGAAAACUAAACUGAUAGUAGCGUUGGCAGCGAGUUUUUAAGGAGAUUUCACGUGUAAAUUACCGCUUUUUUCCUUUCAGGUUCCUCCGCAUUUGAUCAAAAAGUCGAAAAAGCACUUUCACACGCUUCCCUACGGAAUGGCCGUCAUUAUCGGAUGCAACGGAAGCGUGUGGGUGACGACGGCGCUUCCGGAGACGACGCUCGAGGAGGACGGAUCACAUGUGCACGAAUUUCAGGUGGGAAUCGCAUUUCACGUGGCCCGGAUUUUCAGUCUUGAUUUCGCGUGUCUUCUUUGAAAGUUUCAGGCCGAUUGGAUCAUCUGAACUGAAGAAAUAUAGGGAUUUGACUCAGACCAGGUUAUCGGAUCGGCCAGAAACUUUCAUAGUAGAAAAUGCGCACGAAUGAUACGGUAGAUCACGAUUUCCCACGUUUUCCUGGCAAAAGUCCCGAUUUCAAACGAGUUUCUAUCACAAAUGAUUUUUUUUUGUCGGAAAAAUGGGGAAAUUGCAAUCUACCGUUUCACCCUCAAAUUUAAAGGCGCAGAACUUCCGCGCGUGUCGUUUUAUUGGUUGUUGUCGCAAUAGAGUCCGAUCGUAUAAUAUAAAACCUCGAAUAUUCCGGUUCAGAUCGUCCCGAGUGACAUCCGUUUGGCGAUGGUCCGCACGGCCGCCUGCGUCCGACUCCUUCGCGACUAUUCCAUCUCAAUCUACCUCAACUCACUCACCACAUGCUACGAAAUGAGCCAGCCCUAUGAGGUUCACAUGAGAAAUUGACAGGCCCAUUUAAAAACGCGUUUUCUUGCUUUCAGAUCAAAGAGCUGACCGAGCAAGAAACGUCUUCUCGCCUCGCCUACCUGAUAGCCGCCCGUCUCCUUCAAGAAGCUCAAAUACAACAAAAUUGA